This is a messenger RNA of Ostrinia nubilalis (European corn borer), 665 nucleotides long. RefSeq names its product ATPase inhibitor mai-2, mitochondrial-like. Gene Ontology annotation, molecular function: ATPase inhibitor activity. The transcript is spliced from 3 exons. The record is from RefSeq and is a predicted model, not a curated record. Gene Ontology annotation, cellular component: mitochondrion. Gene Ontology annotation, biological process: negative regulation of ATP-dependent activity. NCBI's taxonomy places the organism in Eukaryota, Metazoa, Arthropoda, Insecta, Lepidoptera, Crambidae. Bases 99 to 413 code for a protein of 104 amino acids.
AACCUGCUGUCAUUGUCAAAAUAUUGAAGAAUAUUCUCGUGAAAACUUCCUACAGCGUUUAUUUAUAAGUGCAUUUUUUAAUUUUUUAAGAUUCAAUCAUGAAUGUUAUUGCUAGAACUCGUGUUUCUAUUUUACGCCCCCUUGUUAGUGUAAGAAUGUAUUCCGGAGAGCCUGGGUCCGGAGCGGGCAAGGGUGGCGGCGGUGGCGGUGCCAUCCGUGAGGCAGGCGGUACCUUCGGCAAGAUGGAGGCUGCGAGAGAAGAUGAAUACUUCUACAAGAAGCAAAAAGAGCAACUUGCCAACUUGAAGGGGCACUUGAACAAGGAGAUUGCCUUCCAUCAGGACCAGAUCAAGCGUCACGAAGACGCCAUCCGCCGUCACAAGGAACAAAUGUCCACCAUGGACUCGAAAUAAAUCAAAAUAAAGCACUAGGCUUUACAAUUACUUAAAAAUACUUACUUAAAAUUCAUAAAAAUCUGAAUUUGGAAAACAACAUGUAAUUUGUAGAAGCUUUUCAUCUGAACAUUCGAUGGUUUUUGUUUAAGAUUGUAAUGUAACGGAUUGAUGUAAGAUUACAAAUUGUUUGUUUUAAGAAUGCUUUAUACUUGAGCUUUUAUUUCGUUUAGUUAUUAGACUGAGGUUUGAGCAAUAUAUUGUCUACAAACA